CUCACCAUCAUCACAUCUUCUCUCUCUCUUUAAACCAGCAAUGGCUGUUUCUUCAAGUCCAUGGGCUCUCAUAGCUCUGUUUCUGAUGGCCUCUUCUACUGUAAUGGCAAUUCCUCCACGGAAGGCCAUUGAUGUGCCAUUCGGCCGAAACUACGUCCCAACUUGGGCUUUUGACCACCAGAAGCAACUCAAUGGUGGUUCUGAACUCCAACUCAUCCUCGACAAAUACACUGGGACAGGGUUUCAAUCCAAAGGGUCAUAUUUGUUCGGACAUUUCAGUAUGCACAUAAAGCUGCCAGCUGGUGAUACCGCUGGGGUCGUCACUGCAUUUUAUCUGUCGUCGACUAACAACGAGCAUGACGAGAUAGACUUCGAGUUUCUCGGGAACAGGACAGGCCAGCCAGCAAUAUUGCAGACUAAUGUGUUCACAGGAGGAAAGGGAAACAGAGAGCAACGCAUUUAUCUCUGGUUCGACCCUUCAAAGGCUUAUCAUACUUACUCCAUCCUCUGGAAUCUCUACCAAAUUGUAUUCUUUGUUGACAACAUACCAAUCCGUGUGUUCAAGAACGCAAAGGAUCUAGGAGUACGUUUCCCAUUCAACCAACCGAUGAAGCUAUACUCGAGCCUUUGGAACGCUGACGAUUGGGCCACCAGAGGAGGUCUAGAGAAAACCAAUUGGGCUAAUGCACCCUUCAUAGCUUCCUACCGAGGAUUCCACAUCGACGGGUGCCAAGCUUCUGUGGAGGCCAAGUACUGUGCUACCCAAGGCCGCAUGUGGUGGGACCAGAAUGAGUUCCGUGACCUUGAUGCCGAACAAUAUCGUCGUCUCAAAUGGGUUCGCAUGAAAUGGACCAUCUACAACUACUGUACCGACCGUACAAGGUUCCCAGUUAUGCCAGCCGAAUGUAAACGGGACAGAGACGUGUGAGUACUAUUUAAGGUUUCAAAACUCUCAAUGGACCGGAUUAUUAUGAGUAUUAUGCAUCUGUUCAAAAGAUUGCUAUGAAAUAUGUAUGCCUGUUGUUACGUUAUGUUGAUGCUUUGUUUGGACCUAUAUUUAUGUUAUUAUUCUAUUGUUUAGCUAUGUUUCUUAUUAGUUCCAAAAAAGAGAGCUACGUUUCUUAUCUGUCACGUGAUUUAUAAAACUUACAAGUCUUUUGUUGGCA
Molecule: messenger RNA, 1166 nt
Organism: Raphanus sativus (radish)
Lineage: Eukaryota; Viridiplantae; Streptophyta; Magnoliopsida; Brassicales; Brassicaceae
Product: xyloglucan endotransglucosylase/hydrolase
Exons: 4
Coding region: 41-928 (295 amino acids)
Biological process (GO): cell wall biogenesis; xyloglucan metabolic process
Cellular component (GO): cell wall; apoplast
Molecular function (GO): hydrolase activity, hydrolyzing O-glycosyl compounds; xyloglucan:xyloglucosyl transferase activity
Source: RefSeq, a predicted model, not a curated record